UUUAGUUAUUUGAGCAUGUUUGAAGGCAGUGAAGACUUACUGCAGCAUUCUGGGUUAAUGCUGAUGGGUCAAUAGCACAAGGUGUGCUUUUGUUUUGUACCGAAUGUUACAAAGCUAUUGUUUGCAAUCUCUUGGCUGUGAGAACGGACCGAAGGCAGUUUGGUAACAGACGGAUUGAUUAAGUUACUUUGUUUGAUAUCGUUACAUCAUGUUAUGUCUUUAUGUGCACCAACUGUAUUUCUACACAGGAAGUAAAUGGCGAUGUGCAAAGAGAGAUUCAAUAUACCUACUCCACAAUACCUGAUAUCCCUAAGUCAUAUACUCCAACUGUUAUAAGAAGAAUCAACACUUCAGUAAAAGAUCCUGUUAGUGAAGCAGAGAAAAGGGCUAUGUAUGCUAUGGAGAUCAUUGUGGAAAAAGACCUGCGCACAGGCAAAUGCCAUGUUCUUUCUACUGCCACAGUCAAUUCACAGAAAUUCCAGGAGGAAGGUAUCAAAGUCUACGAUGACGGCAGGAAGUCGGUCUAUGCUCUUCAGUCACCUGGAAAGGAGUCUGAGGAUGCACCUGAUAAACUGAGCCCUCUGGAUGUGAAGGAGCUUUUAAGAAAAGCCACAGUGAAGAAAGACCUAGCUGAUGUGCAGUAUCAUGAGCCUGUUUUCUCCAGCCCUUACAGCAGGUCCUGUACUACUCAAAAAGUGGAGUGAGGGAUAGUCAGCCAAGGUCCUAAUGGG
Messenger RNA from Silurus meridionalis, 731 nucleotides. RefSeq names its product palmdelphin-like. Gene Ontology annotation, biological process: regulation of cell shape. Gene Ontology annotation, cellular component: membrane; cytoplasm. The transcript is spliced from 3 exons. The record is from RefSeq and is a predicted model, not a curated record. Bases 222 to 704 code for a protein of 160 amino acids. NCBI's taxonomy places the organism in Eukaryota, Metazoa, Chordata, Actinopteri, Siluriformes, Siluridae.